CCCUCUCUGCUCCGUCAGAGCUCAAGGUUUAUCGGACACCGUACCACUCGAUUCCCCUCAAAUAUCCUGAAAACGGUUGACGCCCACUUGAAUUCUCCCCACACCUAUGUCUUUACAGCAGGUGGACGCAGGUGGCAAGCCGGCACAGCAGCAUCGCACCACUUGUUGAAGAUCCCUAAGAGUGGAUUUUUUCCGAUUCCGCUUUUCAAUUUUUUGACUUGACUUGAGGAGGAACCGAAAGAGGUUCAAACCUCGUUUCAUUGCUGUGUUCUUCUUCUUCUGGUGGAGAUCCUAAGCUAAAAAUCGCGACAAUGUGGGAGUUCCGAUCUAUGAGUUUUUGGCGGGCGGUUUUUGCAGAGUUCUUCGGGACUAUGUUUUUUGUAUUUUUCGGCAUGGGCGCCGCCCUACGUUGGAGCGCCGGGCCUCAUCAUGUUCUACAUGUGGCCUUGUGUUUCGGACUGGCGGCCGCCACUCUCAUUCAAUCCAUCGGGCACAUCAGCGGCGGCCAUAUUAACCCGGCCGUUACUUUCGCAUAUUUAGUCGGGGCACAGCUGUCUCUUUUCCGCGCUUUCUUCUACAUUAUCGCGCAGUGUCUUGGCGCUGUUGCCGGGGCUGCUGUGCUGUACGGCGUCACGCCUGGCAACAUGAGAGGCAACAUGGCAUUGAACACGCUGCAGCCUGGCAUCAGUCUGGGAAUGGCCACCACCGUGGAGGUCUUCCUGACCAUACAGCUCGUCGUGUGUAUCUUCGCUGUGACGGACGAGAGGAGAAAUGGACGCCUGGGUUCCGCCGCCCUCUCGAUCGGCUUCUCCAUCACCAUCGGGCACCUCAUGGGGAUGUACUACACAGGUGCUGGCAUGAACCCUGCCAGGUCUUUCGCACCCGCCGUGCUCUUCAGAAACUUCAUCAACCAUUGGGUUUACUGGGUCGGACCCAUGAUCGGUGCGGCCGUGGGCGCUCUCCUGUACGACUUCAUGCUCUUUCCACGUAUGAGGGGUCUCUCUGAACGCCUUGCCACCCUGAAGGGCACUCAGCCCCCGGAGAGGGAGAACCAGCAGGACACCCGCGGGGAGCCCAUCGAGCUCAAGACACAAGCCUUGUAAAACACACGUGAGGGACAAGACCCUGCACCGUUGCUCCCCCCCACCCCCAUGAAACCUUCACUCACAGAUAAAGACUAAGAACACAACAGUCAGGUCCACAACAAGACCCCCCUUUCCCCUUUCCCAGACCGUACUUGGUGAUAAAGGCUGCUUCUGUAAUGUAGAGGAACAUGCAAACUGGCUGAGAGGUUUUGGGAGUGGGUGGUGUUGGAAUUGGGUAGGGGUAGGAUGCAGGGUUAAAGGUCAUUGUAGGUUUGUUUUCUGGUUAGACCAGUGAAGAUGGUUGCCUUUAUUAUGCAUCACAUUUAUAAUCUCCAUUUUUUUUUUUUUAGUUUUAUUUUCAUUUCUGCACUUCAGAUGCAAGACGUGGAUGUAUGAUUCAAUUUGACCAGGAUUUUUCAAAUACAUUUUAUCUGUGUGGGUCUGUGUGUGUGUGUGAGAGUGAGAGCAUUGUUGGUUACAUGAGAGUAAAUGUGUGUGUGUGUGUCUUUGCAAGAGUGCAUGUGUGUGUGUGUGUGUGUGUGUGAGAUGACGAUUGCUGAUGCAGUAUUUUUUUUUUCAUUGCAGCUCUACUGUUUUGUACCAAUCACCUUUUUUGUCAUCAUUGUUUUUAAGACACGACCAUCCCCCCGCUCACUGUGAUAUUUGCUAUGAUAUGGAAUUUUUACAUAAACCAUCGCUUUUUUUUUCUUCUUCUUGUGAGCCAACGCAAGCAAACAACAAAACGCUGAAUUAAACUUGAGGUCGGUUCAUUCGAGACCAGCUGUUGGCGGCUUCAGAUUGAGGCUAUUGCUAUUAUUUCAUCCCCGUACUGGGAUUUAAAAAAAAAAACGGUUUCAAUAAAAUUUCAGUUGUCAUAAAUAUGCAAAUAUGAUACCCGGGUUUGAGUUAUUUUUUUCCCUUUAAGCAGGGCUAUCAGCUAGGUUUUUAUUGGCAAUAUACAAAUUACAAAUACAACAGAAAAAAAUGAUAUGAUUAAAACAUUGGCGUUUAUGAGCCUAAUAUAAAUAUGUUUUUUCAUAACUUACAUUGCACUAGUUUUAGCCUUUUUAUAGUAUUAAAAGUACCAACAUGGA
Doryrhamphus excisus (bluestripe pipefish) is the source of this 2179-nucleotide messenger RNA. Its product is annotated as lens fiber major intrinsic protein-like. The record is from RefSeq and is a predicted model, not a curated record. NCBI's taxonomy places the organism in Eukaryota, Metazoa, Chordata, Actinopteri, Syngnathiformes, Syngnathidae. Gene Ontology annotation, cellular component: plasma membrane. Gene Ontology annotation, biological process: transmembrane transport; water transport. Gene Ontology annotation, molecular function: water channel activity.